This is a messenger RNA of Lates calcarifer (barramundi perch), 958 nucleotides long. RefSeq names its product M-phase specific PLK1 interacting protein (gene mplkip). The coding region runs from base 140 to 574 and encodes 144 amino acids. The record is from RefSeq and is a predicted model, not a curated record. NCBI's taxonomy places the organism in Eukaryota, Metazoa, Chordata, Actinopteri, Centropomidae. The transcript has 2 exons.
AGUUCCGGUUCCGGUUUAGUCGUAGUGUUUUGUUGUCCUGGUGGUCCUCCACAAACAGACUGCUCCGGAUACUACUUGUCCUCCGGGUCUCCUCUGGUCCUCCAGGUCUCCUUUGGUCUCUCUCUCUUUAGCCGCUCAGAUGUACCGAGCUCCAGUCAGACCUCAGCGGAGUCCCGGAGCUCCGAGGCCGAGUGGAAGGUUUCCCUCCCCGGUCUCGUGCUGGGAUUUCCCCGGAGCUCGCUCUCCGUACGGAGGAUACCGCGGAGGUUCGCCCCGGGGCUGCCCCCCGUACUCCCCGGGUUCACCGGUUUAUUCUCCGGGUUCUAACCGGGGAUACUGGGACGGGUCUCCGGCCGGAUUCGGCGGUGGGUCCUGGGGUUUCGGGGGCCCUGUGCGGCGCAGAGGAGACGGUUUCCGGCGGCCUCAGUCCUUCAGUCCCGGAUCUGCUCAGAAGCUCCAGUCUGGAUCUUCAGAUGUGGAGAAAUAUUUUAGCCCAUCGAUGCUGCAGGAUCCCUGGGCCGCUCUGCAGCCAAUCAGAGCCGCCGACGCUAAUGCAGCCAGACACACAACCUGACACACACAACCCGACAGGAAACAACAACAGCUGCAGCCUGACACACAGUGUGAAACAGCUGCAACUUGACAGGAAACAACAAACAUCAGCAGUAAACAAACAAACAAAUAUCAGCAGUAAACAGACCUGAGGUCUGUGAGCAUCUUCAGUCACCAGCAGUCUGAGUUCAUCAGCAGCUUCAGGAUCAGAUUUCACUGAUUUCAGGGAUCAAUCACUUUGAUUAGCUGUGUUUCUAUGAUGAACUGAUGAUGAAACACAGAUCAGUGUUUUUAACAAAAUGUUUUCUAACUGUUUUUAAUCAGAUUCUUCUUCAUGCGUUUUAUUCUAGUUUGUAAAAAAGAAAGGUUCUGUUUGUUUUAAAAUUAAAAAAACUUUAGUUUUAAA